AUGAGCUGGUACAUCAUGUACACUCUGCAGAGGCUCUCAGGAAGCAAGGAUGGGAAAAAGAGGGAGCAUGAAGCUGAAUUGUAUCUGCUGUACCUGAAGGUGAGGCACAGACACCGCCUGUCCCACCAGAUGCCCCAAGAGCCCCGUCCCUCAGUGAGUUCUGAUUGCUUGGGUGCCCGGCUUGGGGCAGUGAGCCCUCCGGGGUCCCCCGGAACGGGGCCGUCUGCUGCGCAGCGCUCAGAUGCCUGGCAGGCCCGGAGCCACGGAGCCCACACACCGGGGGGCAGCCCUGCUCGCGUGGGGCCCGGUGCCCGCGGACCCGCCGCACACCGGCCAGGCCCACCUGGUGCCCCCCCAGGGCCGGGUGAGGCCGGGGGGAGGGUCAGGCCUUGGCUGCGCCCUUGCGCCUCGCACACUGUCCGCAUCGGCGUCCCGCCCAGCACCCCUGUGCUGUGCCCCAGCCCCCCCACCUCCUGCGCCCCAGACGCCCACCCUCCCAGCUCCCCUGUGUUGUGCCCCAGCCCCCCCAGCUCCUCCUCUGCUGUGCCCCAGCCCCCUCUGCCGUGCCCCAGGCCCCCCCUGCUGUGCCCCAGCCGCCCACCCUCCCAGCUCCCCUGUGCUGCACCCCAGCCCCCCAGCGCCCCCGCUGCGCACCAGCAUCCACCUGACUGGCCCACCUGCUGCGUCCUGCUGUCUCCGGACCUUCCCCCAGGCCUGGCCCGGGAGCUCCCCGUCUUCUGCCCUCGGUGGAGAAUCUCCCCUCUGUUCGGGGCGCAGACCUCGUCUGGGGUUUUCCCGAGAACCCGCCCCGAAGGCGCUGGCGCCCCAGGCUGGCGAGCCGCGGCCCCCGGUCCGCACCGUCACCCGCUGUGCACCGCCUCCGUGGGGCCUUCCCCGCACAGCCGAGGCCCCUGGGCCUGUGGGCGCCGCCUGUCCUCCCUGGUUUCGGGCACCCUCCCUCCCCGGGACCCCCAGGACCCCGCCUCCGCCUCCCAGGGCCGCCCCAGCACGCCUGAGAACCACCUGCGGCCCCUGGACCCAGCUGCGGCCAACCUGCACCCCCCCCCCCCCCGCGGGCUUUCACCUCCGGGCUCCCUGGACGCCGCGGCGCCGCCUGCUCCUGCAGGUGCCUGA
Molecule: messenger RNA, 1134 nt
Organism: Nyctereutes procyonoides (raccoon dog)
Lineage: Eukaryota; Metazoa; Chordata; Mammalia; Carnivora; Canidae
Product: basic proline-rich protein-like
Exons: 2
Coding region: 1-1134 (377 amino acids)
Source: RefSeq, a predicted model, not a curated record